CGCGAUCGUACGCACGCGUCCGGGCGUAAAUAAAAAUAAAAUAAUACCAACCUCGUACGGUGAAUGACAUAUGUAUGGCAAAAUAAACUAACCGCAAAAACCAAUUUUCCACGGUGGAAACUCUAAAAAGAAUGUUUCAAUAAAAUUUGUUUGGAAUUUGAAAUUGGAAUAUAAAAAAUGAAAACAUCAACGUGACAUUUUCAUGAUAAAAAGAUUCAACGUCUAUUUCUGUUACCAUUUUUAGAAUAAAAAAUGAAAUAAAAAAAAAAUAACGUCAUUCAAAAUCCCGCGUGUGACUGUCAGCAACAAAUAGAAAAGGCGGUGAAUUAUUCUCAUCAAAUUUACAAAAUGAAAAUUCAUUAACAGUUAGGUAUAUUAUAUUUAAAUAAUUAUUUAAGUGAAUUAAAUUUAAAUUAAUUACAUAGUGACAAUUUGCUUGUGAACAAAAAUGGACAAACUAAUGAACAGUGUUAAAAAAUUGACGGGUUUCUCCAGAAAGGAGCCCCCAGGAUUGACCAGGAGUGACUAUUCUUUGGUGUCGUGUAGCGAGCUGACCACGGGCCAACUGUGGCUGAGUUUGCCCGAAGAAGUCAAGGGUGAUCCGGCAUUUGACUCGUUGAGACAGUUGUACGAAAAUGAGCGCAGCAAAGAAUCCAUCCCCCUGACGAUCAGGAACGGUUCCUCAUCAAAGCCGAAGCGGUUGCCGCUGGUGAAUUCCGCUCCUCAUCUGAAUAACAAUGUGGUGGCACCUGAAGGUGGAACCAGGGCAGAGGCUCCGGCUUUCGGAAACGGAAAGGAGGAGGUUAAAAUCAAAUAUGGAAACGAAGACCAAAAUCAUCAGAAACAGACGAAGAUCGCAAAAGCCCGACAUUACACCAAGAUGACACUACUCCUGGCUUGCUGGGUAUUCUUCACCGUAGUCUUCCUCAUGUACAGCGAGAAGGAAGAAAUCACGAGGAACACUUUCGUCACCAGCGAAGUAAAAAGCUACACCCUGAACAUUUCGGACAACAAGCUGACAAUACUCCUGACACUGUCAGGCCCGUUUCUAUCUGAACAAAGCCAGCAGAAACUCAAUACAACCCAGUUAGAAAUGGCGGACAAAAUGGACGUCUGGUUAGAGAGAUGGCGGCUGAAGACUGGCGUUCGGAAUUUUGGCGGGAAAGAAGAUAUUGAAAGUAAAGAGUUCUCACAAACAUGGACAAUAGUACUUCAUAAACCAGAAGACGUGGAUUUCAACGUAGGAGAGCCCCGUUCAAAGGUGCUCCACCUAGCGUCUACUGCUUCGAACACGUCUACCGUCUACGCGAUCCAAAUGAAAACUGACGUGAAUUCUACGACGCCAUUGACAAUGAGUUACACUUUGGAUCCGCUAGAUGGCACUACGGGCGUUUUGUACGCAUGCGUGCUGUUGGUGGGGCUGUAUGUACUUAUCAUUUUUGAGGUCAUCAACAGAACAAUGGCAGCGGUCAUCGUGUCCACAACAUCAGUGGCGGUGCUGGCUAUGGUCGGCGAGAGACCCUCGCUCCAGGAGCUGAUCUCCUGGCUGGACACGGAGACGCUGCUGCUGCUGUUCAGCAUGAUGCUGCUGGUCGCCAUCAUGGCCGAGACCGGCAUGUUCGACUUCCUGGCUGUCUUCACCUUUGAGGUGACCAAAGGGAAGCUGUGGCCUCUUAUCACUCUUCUGUGUGCUAUCACAGCACUCCUGUCCACAUUUCUAGACAACGUCACAACCGUGCUUCUGAUGACUCCUGUCACUAUAAGACUGUGCGAAGUAAUGGACCUGGAUCCAGUUCCUAUCCUUAUGUCCAUGGUGCUGUUCAGCAAUAUAGGUGGCACCAUGACACCGGUGGGGGACCCCCCCAACGUCAUCAUAGCUUCCAACAAGGCCGUCAUUCAGGCGGGUAUAAACUUCACAAACUUCACACUCCACAUGUCCCUUGGUAUCGUCCUCGUGUGUAUACAAACGUACGCCCAACUCAGAUUUAUAUAUAGAGACACGAACAAGCUCAGGUUGAAAGAACCAAGGGAUAUACAAGAACUCCGCCACCAGAUAUCAAUAUGGCGGCGCGCGGCCGACUCUCUCCCCCAUUUGAGCAAAGACGUGCAGAUUGUCAGGGAGCGGCUGGAGAGGAAGAUCAGGAAGCUGAACGUGCAGCUGGAGACCAGGCUGAAGGAGAACACCAAGAGGGCGUGCCCCAAGUCCACAUUCCAGAGUACUCUGCAAGAGAUGAAAGACAAGUACAAAAUACGCGAUAAAAUACUUCUGGUGAAAUCGUCAGUCGCCAUCACUUUUGUGGUAGCAGUGUUCUUCCUACAUUCCAUACCGGAGUUCAAUAGAGUAUCACUCGGCUGGACAGCCUUGCUCGGCGCCAUCCUGCUGCUGACGCUGGCGGACCGGGAGGACCUGGAGCCGAUACUGCACCGGGUGGAGUGGUCCACGCUGCUGUUCUUCGCUGCGCUGUUCGUACUGAUGGAGGCUCUGUCGAAGCUAGGUCUCAUCCAAUACAUCGGCGGGUUGACAGAGUCCCUCAUUCUCAAAGUGGACGAAGGUGCGAGAUUGGCCGCUGCCAUCAUUCUAUUGCUAUGGGUCUCCGGCAUAACAUCAGCGUUCGUUGACAACAUACCUCUGACCACGAUGAUGAUCAGGAUAGUGACGUCAUUGGGUUCAAAUCCCAACCUCGACUUGCCAAUGACGCCGCUGGUGUGGGCACUCGCCUUCGGGGCGUGUUUGGGAGGUAACGGAACCCUAAUCGGCGCCAGCGCAAACGUGGUAUGCGCAGGAGUUGCUGAACAGUACGGCUACAAGUUCACAUUUAUGCAAUUCCUAAAAAUUGGCUUUCCAGUCAUGAUCGGUCAUUUAUUAGUGGCGUCUGUGUACCUUUUGAUCUGUCAUUGCGCAUUCACUUGGCAUUGAAAAUUGACAAAAAGAAAAUCAGGAUGAAAAAAAGAAUUACUUACAAAUAAAUUCUUGUUUGUUUGUGUAAUGUAAUAUUUUGCAUAGAAAUUUACACAAGAAUAAGUAUGUAUGUAUAGUAAGUAAUUAGAAAAAUUAAUAAGUGAUUUGAAAUAACUGACUUAUUUCAUGAUGGUAUUUCUUUUCAAAGUCAUCAAGAAAUUGAGAAAAAUGUGCAAAAAUGUAGAUAUCAUUUCUUUCAGAAAAUCACUAAAAAAUUCUUGUGAAGAAAAAUGUAUUAUAAUUGGAUGUGUUCAUAUUUUUUUUUGUUCCUAAAUAUUAUUUCAAAAUUCAGCAGAGCAAAAUUUCAGUUUUUCUUUUUCGAUAUUAUUCAAUACAUUAGUUUAGUCGCCAACAUUAAAAAUGUUUGUAAAGGUCAACUUAACUUCGAAUUGUUGAAUUAUUUCAAUUUCCAUCUGGGUGUCAUGAAAUUUAAUUCACAUUAUAAUAAUAUGUACUCGUAUUAUCUCUUGCAUUACAAAAUAAUUAAAUACAUGUUUACCUAUUUACUUAAAAAACAAAAUUACUUGGUGCAAGAUGUUGAAAUUUGGGAAGGCACCAAUUUGUAAGGGAGAGUUUUUUUCUUCACUUUUUGCUAUUUAUAUACAUACGUAUAAUCACGUCUUUAUCCGUUGUGGGGUAGACAGAGCCAACAGUUUUGAAAACACUGGCCACGUUCAGCAAACCAAACGCUUAACGAUGGAAUUGAGAUUCAAAUAGUGACAGGUUGCUAGCCCAUCGCCUAAAAGAAGAAUCCCAAGUUUAUAAGCCUAUCAGUUAGUGGCCUUAUACGACAUCCAAGGGAAUAAGACGGAGUGGUCAUGUUCUUUUUUUUUGUUGGUGCCGGGAACCACACGGCACAUUUAUUUUUAUAUUUAUUAUGCUAUUUAUUUGUUUAUACAAAUCACAAACAUACAAACUGAAUAUUUCCCUUUAUAGUAGAUUUUUUUAUUAAGUAAAUUUUUCUAGAUCUCUCUUACGUCAGGAGGAUAAAACAUACACAAAAUGUCUUUAUCCCUUACGGGGUAGACAGAGCCAAUGGUCACAAGUAUCUUCUAGUAAGAUUCGUUUGUCCGUCCGUUUUAGCGCUUAGAAGCUUUAAUUUGGCAUAUUAAAUAUUAUAUAUAUAUAUAUAUAUAUAUAUUAUUUGGCAUAUUAUGUACAUAGGUAUACGAUUAUUAUUUGGGACGACAAAAAUAUGAAUUAUUAUUAAACAUCAUAUUUAAACUAAGAAAGAUAAAAAUUAAUGUGAUUUAAUGUUGUGAUAGACUAUGAUUGUGUUUAUUAUAAGUUUAUAUCUUUAUAUAAAUAUUUAUAUAUAUAUUUAAGCUUAAAUUAUUAUAUUUUUAGCUUAAUAUAAUAAUUGGAUAAGUAAAUUUUAAGGUAACUUAUUAAGUAACAAUUAAAUUAAUUUCAAAAGAGAUUUAGAAAUAGUGUACCUAUGCGCCUAAAAUAUAACACGAACUUUGUUGUUAAAGAUUUUGUUUUUUUUUAGCAAUAAUUUGUUUUUGUUAUGUUAAUUAAAUAUAUAGGUAUAUAUAAAUCAUUUAUUUAGUAAGUGAUAUUUAUAAUUUUUUUCUAUAUAGAUUAUCAGUCAAGCAAAGUUUUAUUUUGUAAGUAAUUUAAAAAUAGCUUAGCAGAGCUAAUAGUUAUAAUUGCAGUAUUCUGUCGAACAAUUUGUUUACAAGAAAGAUUUCUUUAAGAUGUUUGUGAUAAACAUAAUUUACUAGUUUAAGUUUAACAUAAAGUA
Messenger RNA from Amyelois transitella, 4706 nucleotides. RefSeq names its product P protein. The transcript is spliced from 17 exons. Gene Ontology annotation, cellular component: membrane. Lineage: Eukaryota; Metazoa; Arthropoda; Insecta; Lepidoptera; Pyralidae. The coding region runs from base 449 to 2917 and encodes 822 amino acids. The record is from RefSeq and is a predicted model, not a curated record. Gene Ontology annotation, biological process: transmembrane transport.